AUAUGUAUAUAUAAUAUUAAAAUAUUAUUUUAGAAUAUUAUUUGUAAUCGUCAGAAUAAAACAAAAAUAUGUAUAUUAUAUAAUUAUAUAUACAUAUUUCUAUAUAUAUAUAUAAUUAUAUUGUUGUUUUUAUCGAGCACAUUUAUAUACAGUCAAAUUGGUGAUUAAUCGAUGCAAUGUAGUUAUUGUAUAAUGGAAAUAACAAAUGCAGUAAAUGUGAUUGGUUCAUUUUUGGCUCCAUCUUUAAAACACGUAUUUGUGAUACAAAGUUUUAUGGAAAAUGACAGGAAGUGUUAAUAAGUAUAUUAAAGUCUUAUUAUCAUUCGUAAAUUCGAGUUUAUUAUUUCUUUUUUCUUUUUCUUUUUUUUUUCUUUUUUUUUUCCUUUUUUUUUGUUUCUUUUUUUAUUUGCGUAGUAUAUCUAAUAUUGGACGCCAUAUUGGAACGUUAACAUUUUCUGCAUUUCUUCUGUCCAUUAUAUCCCUUUUAUUACUUUCUAACUAAAAUUCGUCAAAGAGUACUAACGAAUCAUAAUUUAUAUAUAUAUGUGUAUAUAUAUGAUAUAUAUAAGAUAUAUAUUAUAUAUAUAUAUAUAUAUGAUAUGAAUAUAUCGUGUUAUUUAUUCCCUGUAGCUAUUCCUAUCUUUAUAAAAUACGUGUGAUAAAAGAAAAACUGACGCUAGUUCUUCGGCGCUUUAUUUACGCAAGAGAGAAAGAGAGAGAGAGAGAGAGAAAGAGAGAAUUCUGUACGCACGUGUCGCGUUUGCGUGUAAAUGGUAUGAAUGUGUAAAAAAAUUUUCAACGUGUCGACGUCGUCCGUUCAAAGAUUAGUAUGAUUUAUACUUUCUAAUAUACGAAAAUUUGAAGGUAUGAAUCGUGCAUUAGCAAGUUACUAUGGUGCUGCGAGCUUUACGAUUGAUUAUUUUAUAUUAUUAGCUAAUCAUAAUUAAUUCAAUGGAGAGCCUGAAUACGACGCGGCGGCAACCAUGGUGAACGAUAUCUAUUAGCGAUGAUGAUUUUUCGGUUUUAACAUAUUUGUAGCGAAUAAAGAUCACGUAAAGAAAUAAUAUUGUAUAAUUUUUAUAAUUUAUAUUAACCUUUUUUAAUAUCUGAUAGAAAUUUACUUUUUAUUCUUGGUACCAGCUGGAUCCCCUUGUUAAUACGUUCAUGAGUCUAUCUUGGCGCAAUUCGACCAACGCGUCGUUAAGUACGUAACGCUAUUAAUAGAUGGCGUUAAUUUCUUCUAUAUUUACGUAACACAUUUACGAUAAAAACUUUGAAGGUUAAAUAUGUUUUGUUCUUCAUGCUAUUAUUGUGAUUGAAUCCACGUUAAAAAGUUAAUUUAAGCGGCAUGGGUGAUCUUGAUGGAUUAUAUAUUAAUUUAAAUGUGAAAAAUUAUGUUAAAUAUAUACAUAUAUGUUAUUUUAUAUGUAAUAUUUCUGUUAUAAAAAUUAAGCAAAUAGAGUGUAUACCAUAAAAAGAAAUUUUGUUUAAAAAUAUUGAUAAUUUUAUAUGAGAAAGAUAUUGAAAGCAGAGAAGAUAUCUAUAUUAAUUUUGGUGAUAUAUAUAAUUUCUAUUAUAUAAAAAAUGUCCUGCCAACGUGUUAUAAUAGAUGAUAAACUAUUGUUUCGCAUUUUAAAAACCAAAGGCUAUGAUAUAUCCACUAUAUGUGAUAAAAUGAAGUUGGACGCAAAAAAUAUAAUAGUCCUAUCUGAAGAAGAGCUAUGUGAAUUAUGGUACCAUGUGAAAGUAGUACUGUUAAAGGCACAAAAGCUAUCUAUAUUACAAUCGAAUAAUAAAAAUUCCAAAGAAAAGCAACAAGCAUUAAAAUUGAUAGAGACGAUAGCCGCAAUGGCUUUGGAGACAGUGCUGCAAAGAACAUUUUUACCAAAUAUAUUAUUAGAGAUUGUAAUAAUACUUCACUCGGUUAUAUUACCAGAAAUGAAAGAUACAAAGGUAAAAGAUGAAAUAUCAUACCUUCUAGAAAAUUGGUGGAAGUCAAAUAUGAUAUGGAAAGAAAAAGUAAUAAUAAAUGCUAUAAAGCAUCUGACCGAAACAUCAGAAAGUUCAUUGGUAACUUAUAUAUGCAUAAAUUCAUACUCUCAUAAUCUGCAUAAAUACAUAAACUCGUAUAUGCAAAAAAUGUUUGCAAGUUUUUAUACAAAUAACGUAUCAUGCUUUCAGCAACAUAUUAAACGAUUACAUAAAAUAAGAUCUGCGCUGUAUUUAAUAGAACGUAACGAUGAUAUACAAAUGUUGGUUGAAUUAUCACGGAGUAGCAUCGUUAUGUCUAUACCAGAAGGAAGAGUUAUUUUGUUAAAAUUAUUUGCGUUAGGAGAAGAAUUCGUAAUGGGGAUUCAUAAUAAUGUAAAAGCAAUGCUUGAAAUUGCAGAACCUGAUGUAAUAAAAGGAUAUGCAAAUUUGUAUGCCAAAGCAUGGUUAAGUGCUACCAAUAAAACUAAGAAGUUGAUAAUCGAAAAAUGUUUCAGAAACAUUAUUUUUCAUUGUCUUAGAUCGCGUAGAGAUUCUACAGGACGAGUCAAACUUGGAACAAAUUUACUUAUAUUCAUAGAUGCAUUAUAUCAUUAUAAAAGCAAUACAAUAAGAGUAAUGUUGCAUGAUCAUUUUAAAAGUUUAUUAUGGGAACAUUUGAAGGCUUCUGGAUCAUGCGUCAGAUGCAACGCAGCUGAUAUUCUAUUUAUUAUUUAUUCUGUGGAAUCGAAACAUUUGACACAAAAUGAAAAUGACAUGAAACAAUAUUCAAAAGCUAUUUCAUACCUUUUGAAAGAUUCCAAUGAGCAAGUUUGUCUUAUAGCUAUAAAUGGUACUUUUAAAAUAUUGGAGUCUCAUUGGAAGCACAUACCUGCUAAUAUAAUUAAAAAUUGGUUAAAUAUUUUAUCAUGUCAUAUGAAAAGCAAAUCUUCUUCAGAAAUUAAAAUAAGUAUCCUAAAUGGUAUCAAACAAAUGGUAUCUAAUAAACACUCUCGUACAAGUGUAAAAAGUUUUAUAAAUAACUUUGUCAAUCAAAUAUAUUACGCAGACAUAGAUGUUAUCAAAUGUUUUACUAAACUUAUCGUAUAUCUUCAAAAUCACAGUGGCAUUUUAGUUUGGGAUAUUGUUGCAUUAACUACUUUAUUGAAAUGCAUAGAGGAUACCAAUGAGUCCAAAUUAUUACAGCAAUUAAUAAAAUUACUAUGUUUGCGAAUACAACCACAUGAUAUAAAUAAUGACAAUGCCACACAAGAAAUCAUAAAUAUAGGAAUGAAGAAUAUUACGGCAACAAGGAAGUUUUUUUUUCAUUCAAAGUAUAUCAUUAAUUGGGAUAAUGCUUCUAAACUUAUAAAUAUUAUAUUACUGACUAUUGAAAGACAAGCAUGCUGUUUAUUAGCAGAUGAUGAAACAAGCAAUAAAUGCAGUAAAAGAUUCAAAAGGAAUAACGAUAAAUCACAUAAUGCAAACUCUACCAAAGAUAUAAUUAAACAAGAAAUUAAUACAUGCGAAUCAAUUAAUAUAUUACUUGAGGUAGUUGCUGUAAUAUUAUAUGUAAACAAAAAUAAUGUUACAAAAGAAUAUUUUGACAAAGAAGAGGGAAGGGACUUACGACGGAUCUGUACAAGCAUACUGCCACAAAUUUUAUGUUCAUAUAGAAUACAGAAAUUAUCUUUGAAUGAAUCUACGUUAUUCUUACUUUCAUUUUUACCCGUUACUAUGAUAACCAAUGCAAACAAUAUAUGUGAAACCAUUGUGGAACAAUUAUCUAAUCGUAAUAUUUCCAAUGAGAUGAUAAUCACAAUUUUAUACACGUUAAUGAAAUGGGAGAAAAUGGAUAUAGUCUUUACGUUAUUAAAAGAAUUGAUAACAAAAUUUACAAAUACAACGAUAGAGUAUAAUCAAGAAAAUAGUAAUGAUUUGUUUAUAAAAGAACAAGAAAAGACACUUAUAUUGACCGUAGAAAUACUCAAACAAUUAUUGAAUAUUGAUUUCCAAGAGAAAUUAUUGACUAUAUAUUAUGAAGAUUUAGUGAAUGCUUGCAAAGAAUUGCGUGUGAUACAAUAUCACAUGGAAAAUAGAUUGACACGUUCAAACGAAUUAAGUAACAUAAUGAAGGAACAAGUUUUGAUUGGUCUUUUCAAGGAUUAUUUAUCGAUGAUAUAUAUCCUAUUGAAAAUUGACGUUUACGAUAUUUCAGAAUGUCUUCAAGAUAUAUUAUCAUGGGUCGAAGAGAAAGUGAUACCUAAAAUGCCUACAAUGGAAGAACAUAAGAAACAUCAAUUUCCAAUUAAUAUAUUGAAGAUAGUUUUUAACGUAUGCAAUUCUAUGAUAAAAGAAUGCCAACUGUCUACAAAGAUAUGUUGUAAAAUAAUAAUUCUGUAUUUCAAAUCUAUUUCUUCAUCCGUCGGCAUCAUUUUUAUCCAUGACGCUUUGAAAGCAAUCAUUGCUUUAUUGCACUUUAAUAAAACUCAAUAUUAUAAUGAAGAUUCUAAUUUACUAAAUACUAUUCUACCAAAGUUCUUAUGUGCUGCAAUGAUAUCUUUAAAUGAAUACUCCGAAGAUAAUAUAAUUGCAUAUACAAAUAAUUUAAAAAUUUUAACUUUGUUAAUAGAAAAAUAUUUUGAAACGAUCGUAUCUACGUACGAUGAUCAAAAAAUGCAUGCUACGUACUUAACUAUUGUAUUAAAUACUGGUAUCAAUGAUAUAAGUAAAGAAAUUAUUGACAACACUAGAAACAAUUCUGCAGAUAUAUUGAAAAUUAAAUUUCCAUAUCUCGCAGAGAAGAUUUUAAAAAAUACAUUAUAUUUAAGGAAAUAUCAAGAUGCAUGCUUUUUUGCUAUAAAACAAGCUGUAAUACACUACAAUGAAGUUGAUAUACUUUCUACAUUAUUGAUAAUAAAUGAUAUGUUUAACUUGCCAAUUAAAUCCAUGAAAAAACUUCGAAACAUUACGCACGUUAUCAAGUUAGAAUAUGAAAAACGAUGUGAUCUUACUGUCCAUAAUAGAUUUAUUGUUGAUGCAAUAGAAACAAUCAUUAAGUUGAUACAAAAAAUAGAAAUAUUAUACUUAAUAGAUAUGAAAGCAUUUGUUUGUAAAAUAUUAAUGAAGGAUAAUCUUCAAUGGCAUAUUUUGUUACUUUAUUUUGAUAUAAAUAAUUUUUCUUUGGAAUGUAAUAUACUAUUUUGAUUGCAUCAAAAAUAGUAAUUAUCAAUACUUUUGUCAAUGUAUUAUGUAUGGUAAGAUAUUUUAUACAAAUUAUAUAAAUUUAAUGUUUUUU
Molecule: messenger RNA, 5266 nt
Organism: Vespa crabro (European hornet)
Lineage: Eukaryota; Metazoa; Arthropoda; Insecta; Hymenoptera; Vespidae
Product: condensin-2 complex subunit G2-like
Exons: 16
Coding region: 1585-5175 (1196 amino acids)
Biological process (GO): mitotic sister chromatid segregation
Cellular component (GO): nucleus; condensin complex
Source: RefSeq, a predicted model, not a curated record